Molecule: messenger RNA, 1320 nt
Organism: Scylla paramamosain (green mud crab)
Lineage: Eukaryota; Metazoa; Arthropoda; Malacostraca; Decapoda; Portunidae
Product: venom protease-like
Exons: 9
Coding region: 71-1234 (387 amino acids)
Biological process (GO): proteolysis
Molecular function (GO): serine-type endopeptidase activity
Source: RefSeq, a predicted model, not a curated record
AACUGAACAGGUUUAAAGGUAUGAAGUGAAGAGGCGAGGGCAGUAGUGAGCGGACAGGCGGCACGGUGGGAUGGAAGGGUCCCUCGUCCUCUCCUUGUGUUCCCUGGCGGUGGUGUUCACUGCCGCCACAGAUGCGAGUCGCAUUGUGUUUCCUGUUAGUGUGACUCUGCAGGAAGGGGACACCUGCACCUUGCAUUCAGGUGCGACAGGCAGGUGUGCGGACAUACGUCACUGUGACUAUAUUGACGUGAACUUUCGCCAAAACCCGCCAGUCAGGUGCGGCUUUAACGGCAUAUAUCCUGUCGUCUGCUGCCCCAGUGCCUCGGGCGAAGGUCCCCAGCCCAUCACAGACAUAGCUCCGCCUAAUGUCACAUUUGACUGUACAAAAAGUGGAAAUAAUGACGAUCCGAUCAUAGAAGAUCACUUGAUAAAACACCAUGACAUACUGAUAGAGCUACAGCCAAGUGUAUAUCGUGUCACCGGGGCUUUUCCAGCAGAACAACACGCAUGGCCUUGGAUGACGCUUGUUGGGAGACGAAAAGGCAACGAUACUAAAUGGUUCUGUGGAGGAGCGUUGAUCAACGAGCAGUGGGUCCUGACUGCCCUUCACUGCUUAUUCGAGAGUCCAGACGUGGUACGUCUUGGUGAACACGACUACCAAGACACAAACGACGGGGCACCUCACCAAGACUUUGACGUGGCGGAGACGGUUAUGUACCCUGGGUAUGCUCACCCUGAGGCCUACCAUGACCUGGCCCUGCUUAGGCUGUCUUCGAGGGUGCACAUACAGGAGAUCAUCAGCCCCGUGUGUCUCCCGUGGGGUGUGGAGAGUGAGAAGAACAUCACGGGACAUGCGGCGACGCUCACUGGUUAUGGCGAAACUGAAUUUGGUGGGGUACCAACCUCCUAUCUACAGGAGGUUCACAUGGUGGUGUUAGCAUCAGCCCAAUGUGACCAUAGCUACUCCAGCCUGCCCCGAUAUGCUAGGAUGUGGCCUCGAAGCAUCGGGGAGGAGACCCUGUGUGCUGGAGACCCUAACGGAGGCCCGGACGCUUGCAGGGGUGACUCCGGUGGACCUCUUGUGAUUCAGAAUGGCCUUGGAAGUUACGUAUUAGCGGGCAUAGUGUCGGCAGGCAAUGGCUGUGGACACAAGGACUACCCAGGACUGUACGCCAACCUGCACCACCCGCCCUAUCUCGCCUGGAUCAAAAAGGUUGCAUUCACCGUCUCAUAAAUUACAAACUGCUAUUCAACGAAAGUUUCAUGGUAAUUUAUAAAAUUGGAAGAAAACAUCUCAAGACGAAUAAAAAUGAUCUCAAU